This is a messenger RNA of Malassezia restricta, 1185 nucleotides long. RefSeq lists its product as uncharacterized. The transcript has a single exon. Bases 1 to 1185 code for a protein of 394 amino acids. The record is from RefSeq and is a predicted model, not a curated record. NCBI's taxonomy places the organism in Eukaryota, Fungi, Basidiomycota, Malasseziomycetes, Malasseziales, Malasseziaceae.
AUGUCGGCCGCAGACGCUGAGCCGGCCACGUCUGGCUCCAUGAAUGCACGCAGCAUGUCCACUUCGUCUUUUACCACUGCCGUACCACCCACGUUCAUCGUCACAGAGGUGCCGGACGUGCCCCCCGAAGACGACACCUAUGCCUUGGCAGGCCAGACAGAAUACACCCAAACCGAGGAGCAGAGGCUCGAAACCCGCCACGUCGAGGAAUAUCUACGCCGCAUGUCGGAGAAGCACCGCACGCAAAAGCGCGCGCGCCACGAUCAGCCCCAGGCAGCAUCCACCAGCGGCAGCACAGGCCUCGUCCGCCGGAUCAGCACGUCGCUGUCCCGCGUGCCGUCGCUCCGGCACCAGCGCCGUGCGCCAUCGGAACAGCCCUAUGAAAAUACGACGACUGGCAGCGCUUACGAGAUGACACCGUCGCAUUACGGCGCACAGCCAGCACCACUGCACGAGGUGCCCCACUCGACGAUACAGGGCUACGAGCCCAUUGCAGGCGACGCGGACGAAUCACAAUCUCCGUCGGUCCACAUACCCGAAGCAUCAUACAGUCGGCAAGAGCUGCAUGAUCAGACCCCGCUGAACAGAGCGCCCACGGGUGACAUGUCAACCAUAUCCUUGGAGGACCUCCAUGAGCCUCGGGAAGCACUCGACGCGCCUGAGUCGGCCGUGAUCUCCUCGCCGACCGACAUGUCCGACGCAUCCGCGGCGCAACGGCGCCUGCAUGCGCGAAACUUUCCCACCGUGACGGCCGGUAAAGCCUCCAGCAAGCAGAUGCAGCGCACACUCACACAACGGCAACGCGCCAAGGCCGGCGGCUCAUGGGCACCAACGAUCCCUGAAGGCGAUGCCCAUGCCGACGUCGGGAUACCACGCGACCUCAACUCGGAGGCGCUCGGCGCCAGUACGAACGUCAAGAAAGACGACCCAUUCGAGACGCCGCCCUUCUCAGCUUCGUUCGGCCGCUCAUCCAGCACGGACCUGCAGGAACUGCCCCUACAGUCUCAGUCGUAUCCCUCAGCGGUGCUCAUGACCACAGACUCGGCAGCGACUCCAUCGCGUGACCUAGGCACGUCGGAGCGCAAGAACCGGUGGUAUUGGUCGGAUCUCCUCCUUGGUUGUGGCCUGUGCGACACCACGAAUGAGGAAGACGAACAAGCAGCGCGCACGAAUCCCAUGGAAUAA